AAAGAAAAGGGCAUAAAACCAAAAAAACCUAGCUAAACCGCGAAACCCUCUGCUGUUUGGGCUCGUAUCACACAUAUCUUCACGAGUGUCACUCUAGGCUCUCGCCGCCGCCGCCUACUAUUGCUCUCUCCAGAUCUAAAAUUUCUGGUCUCUUCUCCGAUUUUCGCACUUUGAUUUGGAAUAUUUUUUCUUCUGCGAAAAUAUGGCUUCGCGAUUCUGGACCCAGCCUGGAAGUGACUCUGAGGAAGAAGAGAGUGAUAUUGAUGAGGAAAUAGAGAUUGGAGGUGGUGAACCAACCUCAGAGCCUACUGUUAAUAGGUACCUCAGGGAAAAUGCCAGUGACAGUGACGAUUCCGAUGGCCAAAAGAGGGUCGUUAGAUCGGCCAAAGACAAGCGUUUUGAGGAGAUGUCUUCCACUGUCGAUCAGAUGAAAAAUGCAAUGAAGAUUAAUGAUUGGGUCAGCUUGCAGGAGAGCUUCGACAAGAUGAAUAAGCAGCUUGAGAAAGUGAUGCGUGUUACCGAGGCUGUGAAGGUCCCUACUCUUUAUAUCAAGGCUCUUGUGAUGCUGGAGGACUUUUUGGCUCAGGCUUUGGCUAAUAAGGAGGCUAAGAAGAAGAUGAGCAGUAGCAAUGCCAAGGCAUUGAACUCCAUGAAACAAAAAUUGAAGAAGAACAAUAAGCAGUAUGAAGAUGCAAUCAAUAAGUAUAGAGAGAAUCCCGAGGUUGAGGAGGAUAGGGAUGUUGGUGACGAGUCAGAAGAGGAGGAAGAAACAGAUUCUGAGAUUGAGGAGGAUAUUACCAAGAUUGUUCAGUCAGCUAGUGAAGAUGAUGGUGAUGGGGAAGAUGAUGGAGACCACCAAGCUGAAGCUGGGUGGGAAACGAAGCUCAGUAAGAGAGAAAGGCUCAUGGGUAAGCAACUCAUGAAGGAUCCUAGUGAAAUCACAUGGGAUAUAGUAAACAAGAAAUUUAAGGAGGUUGUGGCUGCCCGGGGCAGAAAGGGAACCGGAAGGUUCGAACAGGUAGAGCAGCUUACCUUCUUGACGAAGGUUGCUAAGACCCCUGCACAAAAGCUCGAAAUUCUCUUUAGUGUUGUUUCUGCUCAAUUCGAUGUCAACCCAGGGCUCAAUGGACAUAUGCCUAUAACUGUGUGGAAGAAGUGUGUGCAGAACAUGCUAAUCAUACUUGACAUUCUUGUGGAGAAUUCAAACAUAGUGGUGGAUGACACGAUUGAGCCUGAUGAGAAUGAAUCCCAGAAGGGAGCGGACUACGAUGGAACAAUCCGGGUUUGGGGUAAUCUCGUGGCCUUUUUAGAAAGGGUUGAUAAUGAGUUCUUUAAGAGCUUGCAACUCAUUGAUCCUCAUACUCGAGAGUAUGUUGAAAGAUUAAGGGAUGAGCCAAUAUUUAUGGUUCUUGCUCAAAAUGUUCAAGAUUAUUUAGAACGAGCUGGAGAUUUUAAAGCUUCUGCAAAGGUAGCUUUAAAGCGGGUUGAACACAUCUAUUAUAAGCCACAAGAGGUUUAUGAUGCCAUGAGGAAUUUAGCUGAGCUUACUGGAGUGAGCGAUAAUGGUGAAGAGUCACUUGAGGGAACGAAGGAGGUUGAAGAAAGUAAGGGUCCAUCUGCAUUUAUUGCUACCCCUGAGAUUGUUCCUCGAAAGCCCACCUUUCCUGAGAAUAGCAGGAUCUUUCUGGAUCUAUUGGUAUCGCUUAUAUAUAAGCAUGGAGAUGAGCGUACUAAAGCUCGUGCCAUGCUUUGUGAUAUUUACCACCAUGCCCUCCUGGAUGAGUUUUCAACUUCCCGUGAUUUGCUGUUGAUGAGUCACUUGCAGGAUAGUGUUCAGCACAUGGACAUCUCUACACAGAUAUUGUUUAACAGAGCUAUGGCACAACUCGGUCUGUGUGCAUUUCGGGUUGGACUAAUUACUGAAGGACAUAGCUGUCUUGCCGAGCUAUAUUCUGGUGGAAGGGUAAAGGAAUUGCUUGCUCAAGGUGUCUCACAAAGUAGGUAUCAUGAGAAGACUCCAGAACAGGAAAGGCAGGAAAGGAGACGACAGAUGCCAUACCAUAUGCAUAUAAAUCUUGAACUGCUGGAAGCAGUCCAUCUGAUAUGUGCCAUGCUGCUGGAAGUGCCUAACAUGGCAGCCAACAUGCACGAUGCAAAACGGAAGGUCAUAAGUAAAAAUUUCCGGCGGUUGCUUGAGGUUAGUGAGAAGCAAACCUUCACCGGCCCCCCUGAAAAUGUCAGAGACCAUGUAAUGGCUGCAACUAGGGCCCUCCUCAAAGGAGACUUUCAGAAGGCUUUUGAUGUUAUCAACUCCCUUGAUGUUUGGAAGCUCCUAAGGAAUCGUGAAAGCAUUCUUGAGAUGGUCAAGGCUAAGAUCAAGGAAGAGGCACUGAGGACCUACCUCUUUACCUAUGCCUCAUCCUAUCAAUCUCUGAGUUUGGACCAGCUCACCAAGUUGUUUGAUCUCUCGGAAGCUCAGAUACACAGCAUCGUUAGCAAGAUGAUGAUCAAUGAGGAACUCUAUGCAAGUUGGGACCAGCCAACUAAUUGCAUUGUGUUCCAAGAUGUUGAGCACACUAGGUUGCAGGCUUUAGCAUUCCAGUUAACCGAAAAGUUAUCAAUCCUUGCAGAGAAUAAUGAGAGGGCAAUAGAGGCUCGGACUGGUGGCGGUGGAUUGGAUCUGCCUAUGAGACGUAGAGAUGGCCAAGACUAUGCUGCCGCUGCCGGGGGUGGCGGUGGUAGAUGGCAAGAGAACUUUUCUUACAAUCAAGGAAAGCAAGGUGGCGGCACUGGACGAACAGGAUAUGGCGGCGGAGGUAGAGCAAUGCCAUUUGGCCAGACUCCAAGGGACCGUCGAGGAACUGGUCGGGGGUCAAGGUAUCAAGACUCAGGGAGAACUGGUUCAGGUUCAAGGGGAUCCCAGAUGGAUUCUUCCACACGCAUGGUCAGUCUUAACAGGGGGUUUCGAGCUUAAAGGAAGGAACAUAUGAGAGUAGUAGAGGCCAAUGGGAGAGGAAACAAACUUGAAGAUGCAGCAUCACCAUAAAAUUUGUUGUUCUUUCAGUUAUGAAAAAAAUUAUAGUUAAAUUUAGAGCGAAAUGGCUACUGAUAUUUAUGUUUUGAGUUUAGUUUUCUGAAGAUUUUGACUUCCUCAAGUUCUGGAAUUUUGAGCAAAAGGUGAUUUUGUAUCUUGGCUUUAUUUUUAUUUUACUUUUGUUGGAAGAUUUGACAAAAUAUUUGAUGUGCUGAUUAUUUGUUCA
Humulus lupulus (European hop) is the source of this 3260-nucleotide messenger RNA. RefSeq names its product eukaryotic translation initiation factor 3 subunit C. Gene Ontology annotation, biological process: translational initiation. Lineage: Eukaryota; Viridiplantae; Streptophyta; Magnoliopsida; Rosales; Cannabaceae. Gene Ontology annotation, cellular component: eukaryotic translation initiation factor 3 complex. Gene Ontology annotation, molecular function: translation initiation factor binding; translation initiation factor activity; RNA binding. The coding region runs from base 203 to 2974 and encodes 923 amino acids. The transcript has 4 exons. The record is from RefSeq and is a predicted model, not a curated record.